AUGUAUUCACGCUACUCACAAAUGACUAACUUUCCCGUGAACGUAAUUCUCAUUCAACCAACAACUUCUCAUGAAACAUUUCCAACGGACUCAGAUUACGUGGAUUUUGAAGCUCCCAGCAAAUACAGAACUUAUCCUAUACAUGUUAUGGAUAAAACCUUCUAUGUAGAUUCUCAUGUCUUCUCUAAAAACUCAGAUUUUUUUCGAGCUGUGAUGAACAACACUCGAUUUAUUGAAGGAUCCCUUGGGAAAAUUGAGAUUUUCGACGAAAAGCCGGAGGAUAUUCUUACUCUUAUUCGUGUUGUUUCACCAAACUAUCUUGCGCUUUACCCCACCGAAGUUUGCGAAUCUAAUAUUUGCACAGUGCUUCGACUAUGUGAUAAGUAUCUCUUUGGAAAUUUAAAAUCUAGUUGCUUGGAUUUCUUGGAAAAUUAUGACCCCUCCGUUCGCCCUCUUCAUUCCGUGUUGUAUCUCUUUUACAGCCUUGCGUUCAAGCUUCACAUUGACCAUGAUCAAGAAUUGUCGAUGCUUUUAAAUGUUGUUCAUUACUCUUGCCUAACCGAACUUCUCAAGCCUUCGAAUAUCGCGGAAAUGUUGAAAAUUCGUAAUGAUAUGAUGAAAGAAGACAUGUCGAAAUUCAGAAAUCAAAUUAUCAAGAAAAUUGUCGAUGCGGUUCUUCAAGGAAAUGCGAUAUUUGAACAUCGACUAUCGUUCAACGAAGAGGUUCAAGGUCUCGGCUGCCAACAAUGCAUGAAGUUGCCGUCCAACAGACGAAAGCCCUUUGUCCUCUGUCUCUGCAAAGCCUGCGGACGAGAAGUUUGCGUCCAAUGCCGCAAAAAGCCAUGCUGGAAUAUGUUCGAGGAAUGGCUUAACGAAUUGCGCUCAUAA
This is a messenger RNA of Caenorhabditis bovis, 888 nucleotides long. NCBI's taxonomy places the organism in Eukaryota, Metazoa, Nematoda, Chromadorea, Rhabditida, Rhabditidae. The record is from the annotation of a GenBank genome assembly.